Molecule: messenger RNA, 5100 nt
Organism: Drosophila eugracilis
Lineage: Eukaryota; Metazoa; Arthropoda; Insecta; Diptera; Drosophilidae
Gene: bma
Product: SCY1-like protein 2
Exons: 19
Coding region: 1-2595 (864 amino acids)
Biological process (GO): protein phosphorylation
Molecular function (GO): protein kinase activity; ATP binding
Source: RefSeq, a predicted model, not a curated record
AUGCCCGCCGGCACAAUGUUUGCCAAAUUCAAGAGCACCAAUGUGGCCGCAUCCACAGCCACUCAAAGCGUUGCCGAUGGCAAUCCCAUUACGCAGUACUUCGAAAUCGGCAAGCCUGUGGCCUGUGCCGGCCCAGAAUUGGUAUGGCGCAUUCAUGAUGCCUACCGCAAGAGCGACAACAAGGAAUGUUCGGUGUUUAUAUUCGAGAAGAAAAUUGCCGAGAAGCUGCACAAGCCGCGACGCAAGGAGACCAUAACGGAGCUGCUAAAGAGUUCGGUUAAGACACUGGAGCGCUUCCGUCAUCCGCGGAUACUACAAAUCUAUCACACGGUCGAGGAAAGUGCGGAUACGUUGGCCUUCGCCUCUGAGCCCAUCUUCGCCAGCCUCUCGAAUGUCCUGGCCUUUCACGAGUCGAAGACCUACGAAACAACCAAUGUCACGCCGGCGGCGGGUGGAGCAGCAGCUGCCCAGGCACAGGCGGCGGCGAGUACUGUGCCACAGCGACCGGCCCAUGCCAAGGAAUACAAUUUCUUGGACAUGGAGCUGAAGUACGGCUUUCUCCAGCUGACCGAGGCACUGGCGUAUCUGCACUAUUCCGGUCACGUAAUUCAUCGCAAUGUGUGUCCAUCUUCUAUACUAAUAACCAAGCGCGGUAUCUGGAAGCUGGCCGGCAUGGAAUAUGUGGAGCGAAUGAACGAGAACGAUUUGAACAGCUCCAUUCCGUGCCCGCCAUGGAGCAACCGAGUGUCCAAAAUGGCCCAGCCGAAUCUCGACUUUAUGGCUCCCGAAACUCAGUCAACGUCCAAGUGCAGCCUGCUCAGCGACAUGUUCUCGCUGGGAAUGGUGAUCUGUGCGGUCUUUAACAACGGAAGGCCACUGAUACAGGCCGGCAACUCCACCUCCAACUAUGCCAAGCAAAUGGAAACGCUGGAUGAUCUGGUCCACAAGUUGAUGCCCAGGCUGCCAAUUGCCCUGCAGGAGGCCACUUCGCGUAUGGCCAGUCGAGAUGCAACGGCCAGACCCACCGCCCAACUGCUGCAGCUCAUCAAGUACUUCAUCGAUACGCCAAUAAACGCUCUCAAAUUCCUGGACGUGGUCAACAUGAAGGACACGCAACAGAAGUCCCAGUUCUACAAGACCACCUUGAUCGAGGCCAUGCCGUUGAUACCACGUAAACUCUGGUGGCAGAACAUCUGGCCCAUGCUCAAGUCGGAGAUCAACAAUAACGAGGUCCUGGCCGCUGUCCUGCAGCCAGUAAUGCUCUUUGUCCAGGAAGCCACGCUCACGGAGUACGACAACCUCAUGUCGGCCACCAUGAAAAUCAUCUACAAUACACCGAAAUCCAUUCAGGCCAGCGUUACGAUACUUGAGAAUUUGCAUUUGAUUAUUGAGAAGACGAAGCCCGAGGACGUUACCACAGACAUAAUGCCAAUGUUGUUCUACUCCUUCGAUGGCUCCACGAUACAAGUGCAGAGCGCUGCCGUUGUGGCUGUGGCCAAUGUGUUUGAUAGCAUCGAUGAGCUCUCCAUUCGCCGGAUGGUCUUGCCCAAGGUGAAAAUGGUAUUCGAGAAGAACAUAACCGACCCGAAGAUAGUACAGAAUGUACUCAUGUGCAUUGAACGCGUCAUGGACCGCAUGGAACGGGCUCAGGUAAUGGAUGAGGUUUUGCCAUUGCUGGCUAACAUUCGCAUACCCGAUCCUGAUAUCAUCAUGCGUACUGUGCGUAUCUAUCACAAACUGUUUGUGGACAAAACUUAUGGCCUGACUGUGGAGACGAUGGCCACCAAUGUUCUGCCCCUGCUCAUUCCGCACACCGUCAAUCCGGCACUCAAUUUCGAGCAAUAUUGCUACCUGCUGGAGGUGCUGCAGCAAAUGCUAGAGGCCAUCGAUCGCCAGCAGAGGAACAAGUUGAAGCUGGACAAUCUGUCGAUGGCCUCGCCGGAACGUCACCGCACCCUGCGCCAUCAAUUCUCGACGGACAACAUGAAUGCGCCGCCCUUCAAUAUUCCCAACUUGCGAAUAGAUCAACGCAAGACAUCCAGUGCCGAGGACAUGGCCCGCAAAAAUUCUGGCGGCUCCGGCAUGCUGGGUGGCUGGUGGUUUGGCUGCUCGCCCUCGUCGCCGGACAGCAAUUUCCUGCGCGUGGGCAACGUGUUCCCCAACCGGCGGCUCUCGGACAACACACUGAUGACCCCGAAGAUCCGGAUAGCGCCAUCGUGCGCCUCCUCGCCGGGCGGUACUCCUGGCAGCGGGCUGCCGACGCGUCGCCACUCAAGCAUUGGGCCCCAAGAGCGGCGUGGCUCCACCAUCAAUUUGUCACCGCCAACUUACGGUGCCCGCGGUAGCUCUGGAUCGAGUCUAUCGGUGCCAUCCACUUCGGUCUAUGUUAAAUCUCCUUUAUUGUACUCCCAAAAACAGGGUGGCUCCAUGCCGAACACCUCGAGCAGUGUACCAUUCCUGCUAUCUUCGAGUAUGCAAUCGAUAAGGUCACGUCGCCAGUCAACCGUCCUGUCAUCGGGUCCACUUGGCUCCGGAUCGGGGCUAUUGCAGCAAUUGGGAUCCGGCAUGUAUCAACUAUUCUCCGGACGUAACUAAACAGAUAAAUACAUUCAAAAGAAUCCAAUUACUUUUCAAUGCAAUUUCGGUCCAUUUAUGAAACACCAGUAAUCAACUUAUAUAUAUUAGCGGUAUAAAACAUAAAAAUAUAUAACAUUGUAAACGUCUACCCGAAAGCGAACCGCAAGCUUAACUAAGUAAUUUCAGUCGAAUCUCUAAAUGUUGUUAGCCAAACCAAUUCGAUGUGACCAAUGCGACAUAAUAAUCACAAAUUAAUUGUAAUUUAUUCAAACAACAAAAGUGUCAAACACAAUCCAGCAAUCACAAUGAAAUACACGAUCCAAAAAAAAAAAAACUUAAAACCAAAAUACACUAUGCAGAAUGCAAUCAGUUCAUAGAAACCCUAACUAUUCUUGAAUACAUUAUAUAUUUAUUAUGAAUGUUUUACGCUAGGCCAAGAUACAUGUCAAAUAUACCUCUAUGUGUCAUAGAAAUCAUGCAAAUUAUAUUUUCAUUUAAUUCAUAAAUAAGAAACUCAUAUCAUUGUGAAUUAUUGAUUUAUUUUGCCAACAUCAACCAUAUCGCUAUCUCGGAUACAAAUAUGCAAUCAAAUAAGAGGAAAUCGUGUACCUACAUCGUACCUAGCACCAUAAAAAUCAAACUUAUCACAGAGCUUUACAGCAAACGCAAUCAAAAAAAAAAAAAAAAACGAAAAAUAAUGAAUAUAAAUAACCAUGAAAGAGAAGUUUAUUUUUAGCCAAGAACCUCGAGGGGUUCCCGCCUGCGCUUUACAGUGAUGAAUUACAUAUAUCUAUAUAUAUAUUUCCCAUCAUUCAAUCCAUUAUAUAUACACUCUACUCUGUUCAACCGGAAUAUCUAUGCAAACCACACCCAAAACUACUACUAAGGUGAAUACACACGAAACCAAACCAAGGUCCACCGAUCCACUAACUACCGAUCCAAAAUAGAACCAGAAUCAUUAUUGCAGCCGAUGUUCCUGAAGGCAAACAUCUCAAAUCUCAAAAUUUAUAGUCAAUUUGUAUAAUUGGGCAGCUAUAUAUAUGCGUUUUAGUGUGUGGUAUCUGGUAUAUUGUAAACUCUUGAAAAUUUAUAUAGUGAAGACGUCAUAAAUGUAUUCAUAAAGUAACAAAAACGGCAAUUAAAGCGAUUAUCAUUGUUGUGGUAUGUUUAGAGGAGUAGAAAUGAAAAAAAAAAACUAAAACCAAAUAUGAAUUUAUAUAUGUAUACAAGCAAGAAGCAAGACGAACUCUACCUAGGACACGCUAAAACCUACUUUAUAUACACAUACAUAUGAUCUAUAAUGCUCUGAAUAAAACACGAACGGGAACGGGACAAUCAAAAUUGAACCGACAUUAAUUCUAUAAAAAAUACGAAUUUCCAAAAGUAAUAUCUUUAUAUAGUUUAUGUUACAUUUGUUGUCGUUGUGUUUGUUCGAUCCGUUGGAUCUGCAUUUGGUUUUAAUGCCACCUUGAAGAUAAAUCCUGAAAACUCCAGCAUAUCCUUGCCAUGCACCUGAAUCUUUGCUUUGCAUUUUGUUCAUUCUGAAGUUUUUCGUUUAAUAUUUGGUUACGUUUUGCGAUCUUAGACAAGGCAUAUCGUUAUGGUUUACUAGCGUUUAAUCGUACGUAUACAUAAUUAGAUUUACUUAAUUUUAAAUUAAUGUUUACGUGAGAGGACACACAAACUAAACAAAACCAAAAAACGAAAAAAAGAAACAAAAAACAAAAAGCAAAAAAAUGAUAAAUGAAAAAGGGGAAAACCAAAAGCUCAAACUGGACUGAACAUUUAAGAAUUAUAUUAUGUACAUUAUUGAAUUGCAUUUGAUUGUGUGAAGAUCGUUUUAAAUGAGAGUAACUACGGUUAAUAUUAAAGGGUAUAUUAUAUUUGUAUUCGAACAAUUUGUAUGUAUAACUCUGAUCGUAUGUACGUUAUGUUAUUGUAAGUGUGACAUCCUAGAACCUAUUACGAAAUUGAAAUGAAAAGCCAACUCUGUCUCUUGUGAUUCUAUUGUGAUGCUAUGGGAGUCAAGCAGCACUCAACUGUUUUUAUGCCUCUUAAAGUUUAAAACAAAGCUAAUCGAAGCAAAAACCAAAGGAACUAAACUACCUAUCUCUAUAUACUCUAGUCUAUGCAAUGCAAAUUGGCAACCAACAACUAUUGAAAACAAUCAUGCACAAUAAAUGUUAUGCAAUUGAGAGAAUCCAAGGCCAAAAGACCCUUAACCUUAAACUUUUUCUUAUACUCGUACUUACACUACUUGAAGUAAUUGUGUACAACUAAAGGAAUUCUAGAUUUUAAAUGUGCUAAAACUGUUUAUAGUCAAGUACUUAAUUAUGAGUGUAAUUAUCGAAUAUUAAUACGUACAAAACGGUUGGGGCAUUCGGCAUAGUAAUACUUUAAUGUAUAAAAGUGGGAUCGAUGGUUGAUUGAUAAGAUGGAAAAGUGCAAAAUGCAUGUGACAAUGUACGUAUAUAAAAACAAAACAAAAUUGAAUUUAAAUGUUUAAUAAAUGUGUGGAAAUGA